This is a messenger RNA of Aspergillus steynii IBT 23096, 1695 nucleotides long. Its product is annotated as FAD-binding domain-containing protein. Bases 1 to 1695 code for a protein of 564 amino acids. The transcript has 4 exons. NCBI's taxonomy places the organism in Eukaryota, Fungi, Ascomycota, Eurotiomycetes, Eurotiales, Aspergillaceae. The record is from RefSeq and is a predicted model, not a curated record. Gene Ontology annotation, molecular function: FAD binding; oxidoreductase activity.
AUGUUCACUUUCGCGUCGUUGCUAGCCCUCGCGCUCGCAGGCCAGUCCCUGGCAAAAGCGCCGUAUUGUCUCCCCGGCGAUGCCACCUGCUUUCCGUCUACCGAGGAGCUCUCACGCUUCAAUGUCUCCAUUGGCGGGAAAUUGCUGGCUCCCCCUCCAUACGGCCGAGUUUGCUAUGCCGACCAUUUCGACGCGGCAGCCUGUGCGGAGCUCGUGGCCAACAAGGGGAAUGGCACGUACCGCGAAGCCAUUCCAGCGGCCAUGAUGUAUACCAACAUGGAGUUCACCUCCAACGGCACCGGCUGUCCGGUUCCCGCGGCCGCGCCGGAGAAAGGACUGGAUGGGUCGUGUGAAUUGGGAGCACUCGGUUCCUACUUUGUGCAAGCGACCAGUGCAGACGACAUUAGCCAGGCCGUGAAGUUUGCCGCCAAACACAACCUUCGGCUGCGAGUGAAGAAUACCGGGCAUGACUAUACGGGGCGCAGCACCGAUGCCGGUUCCUUUGUGAUCCUAACUCAGGCGUUUCAAGAGGUCGAGCUCAAAUCGGACUUUGUUCCUACUGGAUGCAGCUCUUCCAGGUCGCAGGACGUUCUUCGCCUAGGCGCCGGUGUUGUAGCGCAGGAUCUGUACGCCGAGGCAGCCAAGCUGGGAGUCGUCACCACGGGUGGUUUCUGUCCCACCGUUGGGAUUGCCGGGGGAUUUGCCCUAGGCGGAGGCGCGGCAGGGCCUUUCCAGCCCGUCAUUGGCAUGGGUGCCGAUAAUGUGGUUCAAUACGAUAUUGUGACCGUCGACGGCACAAUCACGGUCGCCAACGAGUGCGAGAACAAGGAUCUUUUCUGGGCGAUGCGUGGCGGAGGCGGCGUCUUCGCCGUCAGCACGGCCACCUACGUGAAAGCGCAUCCGGCCUUCAAGGCCGUCAAUGUCGUCGCGGGUCAGGUCUCGGCCGCCAACGAGAAAGCAUAUCGAAACCUCAUCUCAGAAUUUGUGCAGCGCGAUCCGGAGUAUGCCUCGGGCUUUAGCUCGGGGAUCUGGGAGACCACCUACCCAAACCUAACGAUCGUAUUCCAAAAGGGAUUCCAGGCAAACGAGACCCUCGUGUCGGGUGAAAAGUCAGCGAGCGCGUUUGACUUCCUCAAUUCGCUUGACGACGUCACGGUAAGUCUGCAAGGCUUGCAGUUCGAGUCCUGGAGCCAGGCGUUCGAAGCUGUAGUCGGUCCCAUCAUGGAGGAAGGUAGUGCGGUUGGGGUCAACAUCUUGGACAUCAGUCGGGUCGUGUCGAACGACAUGUUGGGCUCGAAGGAUGGCCGACAGUCUAUCGCGGAGUUCGUUACGGUUUCCCAUGAAGCCCCCUAUCAUGAUAACGGCUCUUCUGACAUGGAUUUUCUCCAGACAUCGGUCAAUCCGGCCUUCCGUAAGUCGGCAGCUUACUUCGACAUUCCCGUAUUUGCCUCAUCGACCGGCGGAACAACCUCGGUGCAACAAUCCACAGCGCAGUCUCUCAUGCCCCAGGCGGACCAAGUCUUCGGUCGCGACGCCUAUUACAACGAGGGAAAUCGACUGGAGUCGGACUACCAGGAACGGUUCUGGGGCAGCAAUUACGAGGCUCUCUUGUCGCUCAAGAAGAAGAUCGACCCGAACUGUGUUCUCACGGGCGCAUUAACGGUAGGCGAGACCGAGAUUUGCGGUAGUCGCUAA